AUGUUGGAAGGGGUGGGUGAGAUUGUUGUGUCCGGAAGGGCAGUGGCAGUAGAGCACAGAGAGGAGGUGGCUGUGAGCACCGCUGCGUGUGUUGCUGUUGCAGCUGCUGUAGGAGGUGGUGGGUAUGUGGGAGGCACGCCUGCAAGAGCAUUACAAGGAGUGCUAGCAAGAGCACCAGCAGGAGUGCCAGUGGUGGAUCUAACUAUUGAGUCGGCUCAAAAGUCAGCAGCGAUUGGCAGGGCAGGAGGAGGAGGUAAAGAGGGGCGAGUGUUGGAGGAGGUAAAGAGGGUGAGGGAGGAUAGAGAUGAGGUACAGCAACAAGUGGGUGAGCUGGUGAGGAGGGUAGAGGAAUUGGAAGAGGAGAGAGGGCGAGCGUUGGAAGAGGUAAAGAGGGUGAGGGAGGAUAGAGAUGAGGUACAGCAACAAGUGGGUGAUCUGGUGAGGAGGGUAGAGGAAUCGGAGGAGGAGAGAGGGCGAGAGGUGGGGGAGGUGGUAUCGCAGGCUGUGUUGGAAGUUGUGGGUGAGAAUGUUGCGAAAGGAAUGGUGGUGGCAGUAGAGCACAGAGAGGAGCUGGUUGUGAGCACCCGUGCGUAUGUGGCUGUCGCAGCUGCUGUUGGCGGUGGUGGGUGUGCGGGAGGAACGCCUGCAAGAGCACCAGCAGGAGUGCCAGUGGUGGAUCUGACUAUUGAGUCGGCACAAAAUUCAGGAGCAUCACCAGGAGUGACAAUGCUGGAGAUGUCUGAUGAGGAGGCGUGGAGAUGGAAACAGCAGCAGCUGAAAAAGAACGAGGCGUGGGCCACCAUUUACUUCUCCCUCGCCAUCUCUGCUCCACUCCUCUGCCUUCCGCCUUCUUUGCCUCUCCCCAUUUCAUCCCCUCCCCUCUCUUCUUGCUCUGCUCUGAACCCCCUCAUUCAUGAAACUGAGAAAUAA
Closterium sp. Naga37s-1 is the source of this 930-nucleotide messenger RNA. NCBI's taxonomy places the organism in Eukaryota, Viridiplantae, Streptophyta, Zygnematophyceae, Desmidiales, Closteriaceae. The record is from the annotation of a GenBank genome assembly.